Anopheles marshallii is the source of this 1050-nucleotide messenger RNA. It is a transcript of the gene DPCoAC, whose product is annotated as mitochondrial coenzyme A transporter SLC25A42. The record is from RefSeq and is a predicted model, not a curated record. Gene Ontology annotation, cellular component: mitochondrial inner membrane. Gene Ontology annotation, biological process: transmembrane transport. The coding region runs from base 1 to 1050 and encodes 349 amino acids. The transcript is spliced from 6 exons. NCBI's taxonomy places the organism in Eukaryota, Metazoa, Arthropoda, Insecta, Diptera, Culicidae.
AUGCGUGCCACUACGCUCAGUGGCGAACUGCUUCCCGCCCGUCAACACGCUGGCAGCAGUCCUUGGGCAGCAGCGGAUGCGGUGCGAGACAUGUCAACGAAUAAUCGACAACCAUCGGAAACGGUACCAGUUCGGCCCAGUAAUCUAAACAACCGGGAUGUAGUGCUGACAAGUCUGGUUGCCGGUGCGACAGCGGGUGCGCUGGCAAAAACCACUAUCGCACCGCUCGAUCGUACGAAGAUCAACUUCCAAAUCAACAAAGACGUCCCGUACACGUUCCGGGCAGCGCUCGGAUUCCUACGAAAUACGUACGUCCGCGAAGGUUUCCUGGCACUGUGGCGUGGUAACUCAGCAACCAUGGCACGCAUUAUUCCCUACUCGGCCAUCCAGUUUACGGCCCACGAGCAAUGGAAGAAGAUACUGCAGGUCGAUCUUCACAGAGACACGGAGGUACGCCGUUUCAUGGCGGGUUCGCUAGCGGGGAUCACAUCCCAGUCGCUGACGUAUCCGCUCGAUCUGGCCCGUGCCCGGAUGGCCGUCACGGACAAGUACUCAGGGUACAAGACGCUGCGGGAAGUGUUUGUAAAGAUCUGGCAGUGUGAGGGUCCGCGAACGUUAUAUCGUGGCUACUGGGCGACUAUACUCGGUGUUAUACCGUACGCCGGUACAUCGUUUUUCACGUACGACACACUCAAGAACGAAUACUACAAAAGGACGGGAGAUAAAUCUCCCAACACUGUGAUAUCGCUCACGUUCGGUGCGGUAGCGGGCGUCAUUGGUCAGUCGUCUAGCUACCCGCUAGACAUCGUGAGACGGCGGAUGCAAACCACCGGUGUGACGGCUCAGUGCGCCGAUCAGUAUCUUACCAUCGGCAGGACACUGAUCAAAAUAUACAGGGAGGAAGGACUUAUCGGCGGCUUUUACAAAGGCUUGAGUAUGAACUGGAUCAAGGGGCCGAUAGCUGUAGGUAUCAGCUUUGCUACGUACGAUCACAUCAAGCAUCUACUCCGGGAUAUCAUACACAUCAGGGACUCCGACCGGGCUCGGUAA